AUGAUCACGCGCAGACAGCUCCCGAAGGGGCUCGUGCUGCUGGCGCUAGCAGCAGUCUACACGCCAGCGUCGGUCGACGGCAAGUGCGUCAUGACGCAGACGUGUGUAAACCCCGACAACGUGCCCGACUACGACAAGUGCAUCCCUGAAGCGCACCCAGAGCCGCAAGAGCCGCAAGCGAUGACUGGAGGGAACUGGCCGCGUGUUGUCGGCGGUGGUAAGUGCAUCAGUGACGCAGACUGCAGUGACAAGGGCCGCUGCUUGGACAGCGCCUGUGUCUGUCGCCAAGACGGCAUGACGGCUGGCCCGUUCUGCGAUCAGUUUGCGAUCCAGUGCCCAGCGUACACGGCCAGUGCCUGCUGUUCGUGGCAGCAGAACCAGGCGAUGGCGGAGAACUUCAAGCUGCUGGCCAGUGUCUUUGCCAAGAACAGUGCCGGCGGCUGUGACGCCUGUGCGGCGAACCUCAUGAAGCUCUGGUGUGGUCUCGUGUGCUCGCCCGAGCAAGAUCAGUUCAUGCAACUGGCCCAUGCGUGGCCGAGUACGAGGUAUCGACCAGAUCCGCUGACAGGCAACGAACGAGUCAAAGUGCUGGAGCUCGUGGUGGCACUUGACAAGGACUUUACAUGUGCCGUGUUCGACUCGUGCAAGAACACGGCGAUGGCGUCAAUGGCGGCGGCAAUGAAGUCGUCGCUUGGGUUUCUCAACUACCAGAUGCAAGUCGGAGCGGUGGGCCAUGGCGAGUACAUGACCAUGCAGUUUAACGCCAGCAGAGACAGAUCGUUCGACACGAGCGUGUUGAAAUGCUCAAACUAUUCCAAUGUCGCGACGAUGCGCGCGACGCUACCUACGCAGGCUCAGUUGCUGGAGUCGAUCGUAUCCAAGUCGAUGGACGACAAGCAGUGUCCUUGCGGGGCAUGCCGUGCGACGUGUGACACACACAAUAGCGGACGCAGCCAUGUUCACGUCGUGGACAACCCGAUUUCCAUGUUCGCUGGCUUUAGUACGAAGCUCGUUACGGCUGUCUAUGGACUGCUCGUGGUGUUCUUAAUCGUUUGGAAAAAGUGGAAAAGUCGGUGA
Messenger RNA from Hyaloperonospora brassicae, 1077 nucleotides. NCBI's taxonomy places the organism in Eukaryota, Oomycota, Peronosporomycetes, Peronosporales, Peronosporaceae. The record is from the annotation of a GenBank genome assembly.